AUGGGUGUUUCUUGGGUGUUUGAACAUGACAAAACAGCCAAGGAAGUCGAACGCUUAUUAGAAGGUGGCGGUGCUGAACAAAUCGGCACGUUUACUGUUGAUUGUUUGCCCUAUAUUCCAAAUGAUAAGCUUCAAAGUUGUAUCCAACAUAACUACGUGCUUCAUCACAGCAAUUUUCCACAGAGUUCUUUUUCUAUCGCUCCCACGGACAAUAUUCGAACAAGUCCACGAGCAAUUUGUGAUCUAGGAUUUGAUCUCAUACUCACGAAGUUGUCGUCCGGAUUGACUCCCGAUACCGCUGGAAAAUUCGAGCUUACUGGCGUGGAGUACCGACUAAGAGAUUUUGUCGUUCGUGUCGGCACUGCAUCGCAAGUUACUACUACCAAAGGAGUCAUAGUUGAGGUGGAAUAUGAACCUUCGCAGGUAGCUGUUCAAAGCGCGCAUAUGAUGAACGAAAUGAUGCAGAUGUUCUUUCCGCAAUACGCUGGGAGCAAGCCUGACGUUAUCAACAAGUCAUCACCGGAACCUUACUCCGCUCUAGACACUAUGUAUCAAUAUUUAACUAUUUUUCGACGUAUGAGGAAGAAAACCUGA
This is a messenger RNA of Necator americanus (New World hookworm), 594 nucleotides long. RefSeq lists its product as uncharacterized. The transcript has 6 exons. The record is from RefSeq and is a predicted model, not a curated record. The coding region runs from base 1 to 594 and encodes 197 amino acids. Gene Ontology annotation, cellular component: mediator complex. Gene Ontology annotation, biological process: regulation of transcription by RNA polymerase II. Lineage: Eukaryota; Metazoa; Nematoda; Chromadorea; Rhabditida; Ancylostomatidae. Gene Ontology annotation, molecular function: transcription coactivator activity.